AGUAAAAAAAAAGAACAAGAUAUCAGUAAUAGCAUUUACUCCAGUAAUAGCAUCUACUCUGGCAACAACAUCUACUCUAACAGUAGCAGAAGUAUUAACAUCAUUUAUAAGAAAAAAGGGAAAAAGUGAAAUGGAGGAUGUAUUAAUAAGACCAUUUGAUAAAGAAUUACAGGUAUUACCAUUAACUCAUAUAACUAAAAGAAGAAGGACUAAAAAAGGAAGGGAAGAACAGUAUUUCAAUAAAGAAGAAUAUUUGUCAACAAGAAAAAGAAAGCAAGAUCGUGUAUUAGAUUAUUUAAAAAAAAUUAACAAGGAAGUUGGAGACCUUCGAAAGGAAAUUUUAGACAUCUGA
Diversispora eburnea is the source of this 352-nucleotide messenger RNA. The record is from the annotation of a GenBank genome assembly. Lineage: Eukaryota; Fungi; Glomeromycota; Glomeromycetes; Diversisporales; Diversisporaceae.